Molecule: messenger RNA, 1127 nt
Organism: Mesitornis unicolor (brown roatelo)
Lineage: Eukaryota; Metazoa; Chordata; Aves; Mesitornithiformes; Mesitornithidae
Product: microcephalin-like
Exons: 9
Biological process (GO): mitotic cell cycle
Source: RefSeq, a predicted model, not a curated record
GUAUUUCUGCAUUUGUAGACGUUUGGUCAUCUAACAGAACAGAAAAUUACUCAAAAGCCUUUGAGCGGCAGCUUCUUGAUAUGGGAGCACAAGUUUCAAAAACUUUGAACAAGCAUGUGACCCAUGUAGUCUUCAAAGAUGGACAUUUGGCUACAUGGAGAAAAGCACAGAAGAUGGGCAUAAAACUAGUUUCUGUACUCUGGGUGGAGAAGUGUCAAGAAACUGGAGUGUGUGUUGAUGAAUCCUUAUUUCAUGCAAUAGACCCUGAUGAGGAAUCACCACUGCUGAGAAAAAAACACAAAUGUAUGCAGCCAAAAGAUUUUGUUGAAAAACCUCCAGAGAAUAAUAGAAGGCUGCAGAGAAGACUGGACCAGAUGGAUAAAGAAUUAGCUGUGCAAAAGUUAGCAGUUAAUGCUGAAACUGAUGUACCAGUUUUACUAUUUGAAGACAAUGGUUCCCUUGCGUACAGCCCUGUUAAUAAGAUUAAAGAUCCAUGCAGAAGAAUAAAGAUGAAGGAAAAAAGAGAAAACAUUUCUCUGACUGCUUCACCAUUGUUUCAGAUACCUCCGAGUAGUUCACCAGGAGACUGCUCACUGUCUACUUCUGCCUUAACUAAUUCAGAAGAUGCCUUGUUACCAGAAGAACAAAUGAAAGAGUGCUUGAACUCAAGUUAUGAUUAUCUUUGGGGAACUGAUAAAUUAAAGAGACAGAAAACAGAGGUAGUAAAACCCACCUGUGAUACUUCAACUGAUGUUCAUGUAUCUGUGAGUGCAUCAGUGAAAUCUCCCUCAUAUAGCUAUGAGCAGAAGAGCUUAACUCCAAAGAACCGUAGCAGAAGAAGCUUAAGAAAGAAACAGAUUUUGGAUGAUAAUGAUGGCUCUUGCAAAGUUUUUAAUGAACAAAAGAAAAAGCACAAUGUGGGUUUAAGAAAAACUAGAAGACUCCAAAAGACACAUCAGGAUCUGGCUUUGGAGCUAGCAGGGCCCCAAGAACCUAGUGCAAUUCUUUUGUGUGGAUUUAACUCCAGACUCUUAGGCAAAGAGCUUCAUUCUGAUGGCAAUGAGACCUGGCUUCUGAUACUAGAGGAGAACAUCAUGACCAUGCUGAAGCAUGCCUAUUUCACGUUG